GUGAAAGACUUGUUCAAAGAGCUGAAAGUGGAGUGUAAUGUCAUGGAGUUGGAUCUCAUAGAGAAUGGAACAAACUACCAAGAGAUGCUGAAGGAGAUGACUGGACAGCGAACAGUUCCUCAGGUUUUCAUCAACCAGAAACAUGUUGGUGGUUGUGACAAAACAAUGCAGGCAACCAACAAACGAGGAAAGGAGACAUUUCACACAGCAGCGACCUUUGUCUUGGCUACAGGUGAGAGGCCUCGUUACCUGGGAAUCCCUGGAGACAAAGAGUUCUGCAUCACCAGUGACGACCUCUUCUCAUUGCCCUACUGCCCGGGAAAGACCCUGGUUGUCGGGGCCUCGUAUGUGGCUCUGGAGUGCGGGGGCUUCCUGGCUGGCCUUGGGCUGGAUGUUACCGUCAUGGUGCGCUCCAUCCUGCUGAGGGGAUUUGACCAGGACAUGGCCAAUCGUGCUGGAGAAUACAUGGAAGAGCACGGUGUCAAGUUCAUCCGUAAAUAUGUCCCCAUAAAGGUGUUGAUAGCAGUGGGUCGAAACGCCUGUACAGAUAAGAUUGGACUGGACAUUGCAGGAGUCAAAGUAAACCCCAAGUGUACCAUAGUCUGUUCUGGCCUCUGGAGUAUACUGUGCCGGGCCGUGACAACAACAAAUGCUAUGCCAAGAUCAUCUGCAAUAAACUCAACAACGAUCGAGUUAUCGGCUUCCACUACCUGGGUCCAAAUGCAGGUGAGGUGACUCAGGGCUUUGGUGCAGCCAUGAAAUGUGGCCUCACCAAGGAACAGCUGGACGCCACUAUUGGCAUCCACCCAACUUGUGCUGAGGUCUUCACUACUUUGGAGGUGACCAAAAGAUCUGGUGGAGACAUCACUCAAGCUGGUUGCUGAGGUUAAACCCUGCUUGUUUAGCAGAGGCUACUCUUACAUGAGACUCUAAUAACAUCUCUUCUAAGUUCCCUAUUUCAGAUCCAGCGACUCAGUUUACAUGACACUUGUUUGUUAGGACAAACCAAACAUUAUGGUCAGCAUCUAAUCCAGUAAAAUCACUUGUUUAGGUUUACAGGGAGCUAAGAAAACAGAGUCUGAUUUGAUUGUAGCCUGCUGAACGGCGGGGUUACACUGCUGAUAUUCAUGCUGGGCUCCACCAGUGUGUCCUUCAGAGGAGCACAAGUACACACUACUGGCAUGUGUGUGUUUGUCUGUUUGUGAUGUCCUGGCCCGUAACCUGAAAUAUUGAGGUGGGCAAGGAUUGAUGUCCUCCAAAGGUACCUGAUGGUAGUCCAAAAUCUUUUCGUCCAAACCCCCAACUUUAAACAACUCUUUCUUCUUUUAAAGUGU
Molecule: messenger RNA, 1334 nt
Organism: Austrofundulus limnaeus
Lineage: Eukaryota; Metazoa; Chordata; Actinopteri; Cyprinodontiformes; Rivulidae
Gene: txnrd3
Product: thioredoxin reductase 3
Biological process (GO): glutathione metabolic process; cellular response to oxidative stress; cell redox homeostasis
Cellular component (GO): cytosol; mitochondrion
Molecular function (GO): glutathione-disulfide reductase (NADPH) activity; thioredoxin-disulfide reductase (NADPH) activity; flavin adenine dinucleotide binding
Source: RefSeq, a predicted model, not a curated record